ACAGGUAAGUCAUCAGCACACAGAGGUUUAAGUAGCCCACAUUUUAGAGGAAAACAGGUUUUUUAUCUGCAGUAUAACUACCUACUGUGGUACAGCCUGAAGAACUGGAUGCAGUUUACAAAAACACACAAUUUUUAUUAUUGCAGAUUAUUCUUGAGGAAAAGCUUCAACUGACACAACAUGGCUCGACUAACAAUCCUGACUGGACUGUCCCUUUUGAUGUGCCUUCAAAUAGUGUCUUCUACCAGACUGGUGUGCUACUUCACCAACUGGUCCCAGUACAGACCAGGCGCUGGCAGAUAUCUGCCUGACAAUGUAGACCCACACCUAUGUACACACCUGAUAUACGCCUUCUCAGUAAUCAACCCCUCUAAUGAGCUUGUAACCUAUGAGUGGAAUGAUGAUGUUCUCUAUAAAUCCUUCAAUCAACUCAAGAGCAGAAACCCCCAGCUGAAGACUCUGUUGGCUGUCGGCGGGUGGAACUUUGGAACGACACAAUUUACCAUCAUGGUUUCAUCUGCUGCCAACCGCCAGAAGUUCAUCCAGUCCUCAAUCAGAUUCUUGAGGCUGCAUGGCUUUGAUGGUCUUGACCUGGACUGGGAGUAUCCUGGAUCACGAGGAAGCCCACCAGAGGACAAGAUGAGGUUCACUGUGCUUUGUCAGGAAUUAAUGGCUGCCUUUGAAAAAGAAGCCAUUGAUACCAGAAAGCCACGUUUGAUGCUCACAGCUGCAGUGGCUGCUGGGAAAGGAAACAUUGACAACGGUUAUGAGAUCGCUGAAGUGUCAAAGUUCCUAGACUUUAUAAAUGUCAUGUCCUAUGACUUCCACGGAGCAUGGGAACCGUUCACCGGUCACAACAGCCCUCUGUACCGCAGCUCUUUCGAUCAGGGCGAGAACAUCUACUACAAUGUGGAUUUUGCUAUGAAAUACUGGAGAGACCAAGGAGCCCCUCUUGACAAGCUCAUGAUGGGAUUUGCCACGUAUGGACGCACAUUUCGCACAUCUUCAGCAGCUAUCGGUGUUGGAGCACCUGCCAGUGGACCAGCCUCAGCUGGGCCCUACACCCGUGAAGCUGGGUUUUGGUCCUACUAUGAGAUUUGCACUUUCCUCCAAGGAGGAAGAGUCCAUUGGAUUGAUGAGCAAAUGGUGCCAUAUGCCACUAAAGGCAAUGAGUGGGUCGGGUUUGAUAACAGGCAGAGUUUUGACAUCAAGGCCAAAUAUCUGAAAGAUAACAAGUUUGGAGGAGCUUUCAUCUGGGCCCUGGAUCUGGAUGAUUUCGCUGGACAGUACUGUGGACAGGGAAACUACCCUCUCAUUAGUCACCUGCGCUCUCUUCUGGAUUCAGAUAUUCCACCUCCCCCUCCUGUAACCACACAUCCACCAGUCAUCACCACUAACGGCCCUGGCCCAGCCAGCAGCACGACUACUACUGCUGCUGCUGAUCCAAUUACAACUACCACUGCCAAAACCACCACCACAACUGUUGCUUCUGACUGAAGUUCAAAGAAGCACAAAAUGUCUGAUGCUGGAUCAUCAGACCUCAAUGCCACUUAGCAUCUCUGAGAACAUUAGAAUAUAACGUUAAUAUAACACAUAUAUACAUAUAUAAGACAAUGUCUGGGAUACUCCAAGAAUACUGUUGAUUGAGAAACUUUGAAGAAAUUGAUGCCAGAUUAAGUGCAAACUGAGACCGAUGUAAAUGACAAAUAUUGAGAAAUUACCAGUGACACAAAGAGUUUUUGGUGACUGUAUCGAUUAUAAAACAUCACUCACCUGUUGUUUCUGCAGCUGUCCAGAAAGAUUUCUUAAAAUUACCAAAUAUGUUUUCUUUGUGAGGUCAAAGAUCUUUCACCAGCUUCUGUUAUUUGUAUAUAUGAAGCAACAGCCUCAUCUCCUACGCUCUGGGUUAAUGAUUGUCAUGGUUUGUGUAUAUUUUCAUUAGCAAGGGGAAGCUAAUCAGUGCUCUGUUUUUGACUCAUCCAAGCACAAUCAC
Thunnus maccoyii (southern bluefin tuna) is the source of this 1993-nucleotide messenger RNA. RefSeq names its product acidic mammalian chitinase-like. The coding region runs from base 181 to 1497 and encodes 438 amino acids. The record is from RefSeq and is a predicted model, not a curated record. Gene Ontology annotation, biological process: carbohydrate metabolic process; chitin catabolic process. Lineage: Eukaryota; Metazoa; Chordata; Actinopteri; Scombriformes; Scombridae. The transcript has 12 exons. Gene Ontology annotation, cellular component: extracellular region. Gene Ontology annotation, molecular function: chitin binding; chitinase activity.